Messenger RNA from Camelus dromedarius (Arabian camel), 6555 nucleotides. RefSeq names its product butyrophilin subfamily 1 member A1. The record is from RefSeq and is a predicted model, not a curated record. Gene Ontology annotation, cellular component: external side of plasma membrane. Gene Ontology annotation, biological process: regulation of cytokine production; T cell receptor signaling pathway. The transcript has 14 exons. Lineage: Eukaryota; Metazoa; Chordata; Mammalia; Artiodactyla; Camelidae. Bases 1415 to 3094 code for a protein of 559 amino acids. Gene Ontology annotation, molecular function: signaling receptor binding.
CUACGGACAAAGUCCGAGCUUGCGGACAGGCUCCGGCCGACAGCGUCCGGCAGCGCGGCAGAGCCCCGCCCCCGCGCGGGGGCACGCUUCCCGACGGAGUUCUCGCGCUCUGAUCCCUGGAGCACCCCUGGGGCUGGUCAUCCCUCUCUGGUCCCCUGUUCAGAGGUCAGCUGAGCUUGGAAGGGCCUGGCUCCUGUGGGUUUGACACACGAAGCCAUGACCCUGGGCCUCCGUCUCCCAGCUGUAACAUGAAGAAAGGAAGACUUUUCUCAAGGAGCGUAGUACAACAUUCACUGAAAUCAAGGAUGUAAUGCUGAGAGUGAAAUGGCACUGGGAGCAGGGCUUGGUGGGAGUGCUGCCCCCUCAUGUGCCCUGGAACCUCAGACUGUGGAAGCACAGUGGAUUGCCUACUCAGAGGGGAUCGGGCCUAGAAUAUUUUCUGAAAGUGGAUGAGGCUGAGUAGCUCAUGUGCUGUGGAAGGGACUCCUGCAAACGAGGACAACUUAGGUUUAUCGAGUGUCUUCUACGUGCUGGACCCGUGAACAGCACACACCGUGCCUCCUCUCCUGGAUUCCAGUCAUUCCCCAGACGGACACAGGUACCCGUCAACCUGGGCCAGACUUGGCUUCUUGUCCCCUCUCCUGGGAGUCCCUCACCUCUCAGACUCCGAUUUGGACCUGGAGUUAGGAUCUGGGGCCCUGGCCACUAAGUGGAGGUGCAAACUGUGCGGGCAGAUUUGGGAUCUCCUGGGGUCCCUGAAUCUUCUAAUGCUCCUGAGAUAAGGGACGCUUCAGAAGUCCCAGCCUUUCUAAGCUGGAAAGGGCCAAGUGGACUGAAAUUCAGGUGAACUAAACAAGGAACAAAGGCAGCACUGGGUGCCUGUGACGGGACCCAUUGUCUCCUUGAGGAGGAGACACACUCCGAGGACUCUCGGUAAUUCCUGGUCCCAGGUCAGCCGCCGACAGGAGCUGGCAUGUCCUCCGUGGUGAGGGGCCUGCGUCCGGGCCCUCUGUCCUGGGGCAGCACUGGUGGCUGUGAAUAAUGGAGAGACAGAGGCCGGUCUCUGCCCCAGGGCCCCCGGUGCUGAGAAAGGAAGUGCCUGGCUUUCUGGGCAGAGUGGGCUGUGCUGCAGGUGCCAUUGGGGUGGGCAGGAAAGGGGUGUUUUUUCCCAAGCCGACCUAACGGUUGUCUAGCACCACAGAGGCCUUUUAAAGGGCUGGGAGGAGCCCAGGCCCAGUGUUUUCCUGGAGUCCGGGUUGUGGGGGUCCCGCCAGCUCAUCAGCAUAAGGAUCAGGAAGGGAAGGCCCCUCUCCUCCUGGGACUGUUGCCAGCCCUCCCCCUGCCCUCCCCCUGGGCCCCCGGGCUCUGGGCUGGCCCUGCCUGCUGCCCUGUCUCUCUCCCCAGCCCCGAGGAAAUGGAGGAUUUCUGCAGCCACUCUGUGCUCUGCCAUCUCACCUGCCUGCUCCUCCUCGUCCAGCUGCCCACUGCGGGGUCCGUAGAGGAGUUCCUGGUGGUUGGCCCCUCGGAACCCAUCGUGGCAGUGCUUGGCCAGGAUGUCGCACUGCCCUGUCGUGUGUCCCCGACCAUGAGUGUCGAAGACAUGGAGCUGAGGUGGUUCCGCUCCAAGUUUUCAGAAGCCGUGUUCAUCUAUCAAAACCGACAGGAGCAGAAUGAGGAGCAGGUGGCUCAAUAUGUAGGGCGGACCUCACUGGUGAGGGAUCUCCUCACUCAGGGGGGAGCUGCCGUGCGCAUCCAUAAGGUCCAGGUUGCCGACAAUGGGCUGUUCACCUGCUUCUUCAGAAAGGGAGGCUUCUACGAAGAGGCCAUUUUGGAGCUGAAGGUGGCAGGUGUGGGCUCUGCCCCUGCAGUGCGCAUCACAGGCCCGGAGGAGGACGGGGUCCGCGUGGUGUGCACGGCCUCGGGGUGGUUCCCGAAGCCCCAGGUGCAGUGGAGAGACCUCCGUGGAGGGAAGUUCCUGGCGUUCUCUGAGGCCCACGCCCAGGAUGCUGAAGGGCUGUUCAGUGUGGAGGCCACUCUGGUGGUGAGAGACAGCUCUGUGGGGAACGUGACCUGCUCCCUCCUCAACCCUGUCCUGGGCCAGGAGAAGGCCAUGGCCAUUUUCAUCCCAGCGCCCUUCUUCCCCCAGGCGUCUCCCUGGAAGCUGGCUUUCCAGGUGAGCCUGACUGUGCUGAUGAUCCUACUCCUUGGGGCUGGAUGUUACACCAGGAGAGAACAUGCCACAAAGUUACAGGAGGUUGCGAAAAAGAAGCGUCUCUGCCUGGAUAAGGAGCAGGACCAGCGGGAACAGGAGGAGGCACGGAAGGAGAUCGGUGAACUCCAGGCACAACUUGCCUGGAGGAAGUCAGUGUACCUGGCUGCCUGGAGGAAGGCCCAGCUGUAUGCAGAUUGGCGGAAGGAGAAGUUCCAGGCCUGUCCUGUCACUCUGGAUCCAGGAUCUGCCCAUUCAGACCUUGUCAUCUCUCAUGAAAUGAAAAGUGUGGCCUGGAAGGACUGCAAUAAUCCCUCAUCAGACAUCUGCAGCGUACUGGGCUUUGAGAGCAUCGCAGCCGGGCGCUGGUACUGGGAGGUGGAGGUCAGGAAUGGAGACAGAAGCGAGUGGGCUCUGGGAGUCUGUAGGGAAGGUGUGAACAGGAAAGGUUGGUACGUAGAAUCACCAGAUAGGGGGUUCUGGGUUUUGGGUCGAUUUGGAAGUGGAUACUGUGCCCGUACUAACCCUAAAACUGAGCUCUCCUGUAGGCAGGUUCCCCACAAGGUGGGGGUGUUCCUGGACCACGAGGAAGGGGAUGUCUCCUUCUAUAACAUGACUGACGGCUCCCACAUUUUCUCCUUCCCUCAGGCUUCCUUCUCUGGGGCCCUCUUUCCAUACUUCAUGUUUAUAUCAGGAGAUGUGUCCAUGACUGUCUGCUCCACGGCGGGUGGGUCUGAGGGGCUCCCUGUGCCCCUUAACAGUUCUUCUCUGGAGGAGCCUGUGAGCCUCCCAGAGGAGGGGUUCUGCUCAGGCUGUGGUGCUGAUGCUCCCCCGGGGGUUCAGUCUCCAUUACUCCCCUGCAGCCCUGGGGCUGCAACCCCAUAGGGCCCCCUCACUGUCCCAGACCCCUCACUGUGGCCUUUCCUGGAGCUGGAGAUCCCAUGUGAUUAAGGCCUCAGAGUGGACUGUUGAUGGCUGGGAGUCUUGCCCACCUGCUCUGGAGACAGACUCCUGGGUGCAUGGUUAGGAGAAGAGUCAGUUCAUGCCAUGUGCUCAAGUAUCAGAUUAUAAAAGUUGACCCUUGGAGCUGGUUUGGGGAUAGGGUGCAUUUUAUUUUGGGAAGUUUUUUUUUCUUUUGGUAAUGAAAAAUAUUUCAUGAGGUUUUUAUACUGUUUGAAUAGGAUAGGUGAUGAGAGUUUGAAUUACUCUGCAGAAUAAAGUGGUAUUUCCUUUAUCCAAUUUGAGUUUGUGCAGAAGAACCCAGAGGCUGACAGUGGGUCCCUGCUCUAUCUGAGAGAUCUGCACUAUCAAGCCAGAAAAGGUGACCAUCGAAAAAUUUCCAGGGAGUUGGGUGGCUCCUGAAAGUAGUGUGAUAUUUUUAUUUUAUGUAUUUCAUAUUCUGAGAUGGAUAAAACACACCCAUUUUCCUUUUUUUUUAAAUUGACCUGUAGUCAGUUGACAUCGUUGUGUCAAUUUCUGGUGUAUACAGCAUGGUAUUUCAGUCAUACACAUACAUGCAUAUAUUCCUUUUUAUAUUCUUUCUCACUAUAGGCUACUACAAGUUAUUGAAUAUAGUUUCCUGUGCUAUACAGUAUAAACUUGUUUAUCUAUUUUAUACAUAGAAGUUAGUAUUUGAAAAUCUCGAACUCCCAAUUUAUCCCUUGCCACCCCCUUUCCUCUGGUAACCGUAAGUUUGUUUUCUAUACCUGUGAACCUGUUUCUGUUUUGAAAACAAGUUGAUUUGAAACACACCGAUUUUCCCAAACCUCAGUAAAUUUCCAUUACCUGUGAAAAACUUGUACUUUGUUUAUUUAAAGAAUUGAGGAGAAAGAUGUGGGUUUUUAAUUUUUGUCAAUAGCAAGUGGAAAAUAGAGAAUUGCUGUGUGAAUUAAGAUAUAAAUGAAGAGAAAGCUUUCAGAGGCCGGGGGAAUUGCAGAAAGGUUUGAGCACGAGCAUGGAGCCAGCUAUCAGCGUACUGUCUCUCAGGACUCCCGAGUCCAAUGGUAAAUGUUAAUGGAAAACUACAGCAAAGAAAGAGAAGCAGGACUGUUGAGGACUGAGACCUUUGGGAAUGGAGGUGUGGUCACUCAGCCAGGUGGAGAACUCUGAACCUGCUCUGGUUCUGGGUGAGAAGACACAGAAGGUGGGAAGUGGAAGAAGUGAUGGGUCCCGAUUCUGCCCUGUGACCAGUGACAGAAAGAGGACUCUACCAGCCUUGCAUGUUUUCUCUUUCUUGUCAUGUGUGAGUGCGUGUUGAUUUGUGUUCAUGUUCCAGUUUCUUCCUCUCCCUUCUUCUUUCCCUUAUGCUUAUAUUCAAGUUGUUGGAGGUCAUGUUUUUAAUAUAGUCUUUGGGGACCAGAAUGAUCCAAGGCAUUGUGACUGUGUUUGAGGUAUGGAUAACCGAGCAGUGUUGGCUCCAAUUUCUGCGACUGUCUGUCUCCUCAUUUUGGGGAAAGGGUGAGAAAUUCUGCAUUUGUAAGUGGAGCUUACAAAUGGGUGAGAAGGCAGAGUUGUGUUAUUAUGUGGAAGUUCAACUGUGUGUGUGGCAGCUGAGUGGCCAAAGUGUGGACUGUGCUCCUUAUGAAUUUGUUGCCUCUUGGUCCCCAAUCUACCCUGUAUUUCCCCUGCUUUGUGGUCCUGGAGCUGAACCCCAUAAACAUCUCCUCUCGCAUGUGGCGCAGUGUCAGUAAGUGAAGGGGACACCGCGGACAUAGCAGAGGGCAGGGCUUGUGUUGUCAGUCUGAUGCUUUUCUUCUGGAUCCUACGAUGGGACAGCCAGUGGCCUGCACAAGGUCCAAGAUCUCUCUUUUUUCGUGAACGUGUCUGGCAUUGCAGCAGGCUGUUUUCCAGAGGCUUGCUUCCCGUGGAAACUUGCAGUCCUCCAGUGGGUGGUGUCCUGCCCAGCAGCCUUGGCUGGUGACACAUUGUAGAACUUCUUCACUUUCCAGGGGGCUACAGUCCCCUUUUGCCCAACAAGCUCUGAAUCCCAGAUCCUCUCUAACGAGAGUUUUCUCCCAAAUUUCUCCUUUGCUUGGGUGUCUGCCUCAGCCCUAGAGGGAACGUGUGCCCCCCAUGUCUGCUAUUUCUCUAUUCCUUAGUGUGGUUUUUUUUUACCUCCUUUAAUAGUUAACUACUUUUUCUAGUUAAGAAUUUCUCAUCUAAUUUUCCCUGUUCAAAUGACUUAUGUGGUUUCUGUCUCCUGACUGGGCUCUGACUGACGUAAAAUCUGAAGUGCAGUGUAGGUUGGAGCGGGGCCCUGCCCUGCCCCGCCCCCAGCGUGUGGAAGGAGUAGUGGAGGCACUGACAAACUCAUUAAAGUGGUUCAGCCCAACAACAAAGUCACACAAAUACAUUGUUGGAGUGUUUGUGUGAAGUUUAAGUAUUCUGUAUGUUAAUAUAUUUUGCAUUAUGCUUAUCCCCACUUCCGUUUGUCUUGUACCUUUAUGAUAGUGUAGUACUUUUGGAUGAGCUAUGGGCAUAUUUCCUUCAAACUAGAGGAAAAAAAAAGAAAGGUACGCGUGUGAUAUGAAUCAUCCACACAAAAGAGGAAUAAUCUUUGUAAACAAGAGGACUAGUUGCCUGAGUAAUUCCAGAAAGAAUAGUAAGAAGUUCGACUAUGAAUUUUCUGCCAAGGGAAGAAAAAAGAACCGGGUAAAACAAGGCAGCGAUGUAAAUGGAAAACUAUUUCACUCGACUCAGGACGUGUCAGCCUUGGUUUCAGUGUGAAAAGGGAGAUGUUAACUUUUGUUUCUUAUGAGACCUCUGUUCCAUCUGAGUUGUUCAAGCACUGAGUAUGAUUUUCAUGUUUAAAAUGCAUGUUUCAUUUGUUGCAACCCUAUUUAUAAUGUUAUGUCCAUUACUGUAAACUUUAUACAUUAUAUGCCUACUUUAUGCAUGGGGCUGUCCACCCCAGCCAUGGAGCUGUACUUGAGGAGAAAGAUAAAGGAUUUUUAAUAGUCAUUUUGACCAUACAUAAGAUUUGCCUUCCCAGGAACCACACUCUUUGUGUAAGAUGGGGCUACAUACCAGUGGCAUUGCUGUGGAGAAACAGACUUAUUUUUUACUUUGCCCUCACCCCUGAACUCUUUCUCUGGUUCAUUGCUACUCAUUCAGUUGAUGCUCAGGCUCUCUCUCCAAUUUAAAUGGAAUGUUUUCCAUUAGUUGGUCUCACAGAAUACUGUUCCUUAACUUUUGAUUAGUUAUUUCAAUUUACAGUUACUCCUGAUUAUUUGAUUGAUGCUGAGGUCUCCUCCAAAAUAUAGGUCCCAUAGGGGACAUGCAUCCCAAAGCCCAAGGUUACAAUGGCUGUUACAUUAUGGUUACUUAAUAAAUAUUUGUUGAAUGAA